Triticum turgidum subsp. durum (durum wheat) is the source of this 1665-nucleotide messenger RNA. The record is from the annotation of a GenBank genome assembly. NCBI's taxonomy places the organism in Eukaryota, Viridiplantae, Streptophyta, Magnoliopsida, Poales, Poaceae.
AUGGAAGCAGCAGAUGAGGAGAGGCCACUGCUGAACCGCCAUCGCCGGCCUGCACAGACACAGGACGAAAGCUCAAGUUAUACAAGUGAUGGAACGGUUGAUAUCUACAGACAGCCUGCUCUCAAGCAGAGCACUGGCAACUGGAGAGCAUGCUUCUUCAUUCUAGGCGCCGAAUUCAGCGAAUGCAUGUGCUUCUUCGCCGUCGCCAAGAACUUGGUCACCUACCUUACGACGGUGCUCCAUGAGAGCAACGUCGACGCUGCGAGGAACGUGUCGACUUGGAUCGGCAGCUGCUUCCUCACGCCGGUCAUCGGAGCCUUCUUGGCCGACUCUUACUGGGGAAGAUACACCACAAUUGCAGUUUUCCUGUCGGUUUACAUCGUUGGGAUGCUCAUCGUGACAUCAUCGGCGGCGCUUCCGUUUCUCCUUCCUCGUUCCUCCGACGAGAGUGGUGGUGUCCAUCCUGCCGCCGUAUACCUGGGGCUCUACCUUGUCGCCCUCGGCACAGGUGGAAUCAAGCCCUGUGCCGCGGCCUUGGGCGCCGAUCAGUUCGACGGCGCCGACCCAAUGGAGCGGGUGGCCAAGGGCUCCUUCUUCAACUGGUACUACUUCUCGAUCAACAUUGGCUCGCUGCUGGCGGCGACAUUGCUCGUAUGGGUGCAGGACAACAUUGGAUGGACCGUCGGGUUCGGGAUCCCGACUGUCCUCAUAGGAUUCGGCCUAGCCGUGUUCGUCGCCGGGGGGAGGAUUUACAGGUACACGCCACUAGGACGGGGAGGUAGCCCAUUGGCGAGGGUCUUCCAGGUGGUUGUGGCAGCCACGAGGAAUUGUCGUCUCGAGCUGCCCGAUGAUUCCUCGGCCCUGCACGAAAAUGACAGAGCUGAGCGUACCGGUCAAUUCACGUUCUUUGACAAGGCUGCGAUCGUGCUGCCGUCGUCGGAGAAGAAGGGCCCGUGGCGGCUCUGCACGGUGUCGCAGGUGGAGGAGCUGAAGACGCUGCUGCGGAUGUCCCCCGUCUGGGCGUCGCUGCUCAUCUUCUUUGCGGUCACCGCACAGAUGUCGUCCACGCUUAUCGAGCAGGGCAUGGCAAUGGACAAGCGCGUCGGCGCCUUUGUUGUGCCGCCUGCGUCCCUGUCUACCUUCGACGUCAUCAGCGUCCUCGUCUGGGUUCCUAUUUAUGACGCCGUCCUGGUGCCGCUCGCCCGGCGUGUCACCGGCGAGGACAGGGGCUUCACGCAGCUCCAGCGCAUUGGCGUCGGCCUAGCACUCUCCGCGGCCGGUAUGGCUUACGCUGCGUUGAUUGAGACGAGGCGGCUGGCGGCGCCGGCGACCUCGAUGAGCAUCAUGUGGCAGGCGCCGUGCUACUUCGUGCUGGGCGCGGCCGAGGUGUUCGCCAGCAUCGGCAUGCUCGAGUUCUUCUACGACCAGUCCCCGGGGUCCAUGAAGAGCCUCGGCGCGGCGCUCGCGCUGCUCGCCAUCGCUGGCGGUAACUACCUCAACUCUGUCCUACUCGGCGCUGUCGCGUCGACCACCGGGUGGAUCGCGGACAAUCUCGACCAAGGCCACCUUGACUACUUCUUCUGGUUCAUGGCCGCUCUCAGCGUGCUCAACCUGUUGCAGUUCGUCUACUGCUCGACCAGAUACAAAAGCAUAGAUCAGCAUUAG